GCAUGCAUAUGGCGUGAUGUUACAGAAGAAACUCGCACCAGAAAACUUCGUCUGCCAUUGGUUUCGUACUGAUAUGUGGAGGAGGAACUAUGCUGAAGGUCUUGUUCCAGUGAGAGGUGCUCCUUUUUGGCCUUGUACGAGUGCUCCUGAUGUUCACAUUCCUCCUGAUCCAAAACAACCUGGGAAGGAGAAAAUUACCAAAGCAGAGAAGAAAAGAAAGAAAGGAGUUAAUGAAUCCCCAACAAAGAAGCAACCUAAGCACAAGAAACGUAUAAUGCAUUGCGGAAUAUGUGGAAUGGCUGACCACAACUCAAGGUUUCACACAAAGAACAAGGCUGCUCAAGGUGGUUCUCAAGCUCCUCCUCCAGCAGUUUCUCAUAUUUCUUCUCCAGCUGCUUCUCAAACUGCCUCACCAACUACUUCUCAAGGUGGAUGUCAUGUAAUUCUUGGAUAUGGAGAUAUGUGUUGAUUAGUGCUUCGGUCUUUAUCUAUCUAGAAUGUUGUCUAAACAUUAUCUCGGGGUUUGUGGAUUUUAUUGGGGUUGCACUUUUUAUGUAGAAAGCAUCCAACUCUUUUGUGAAAACCAAUAUCUUUUGUCUUUUUUUUUUUAUGUGGAAAGCACAUGGAUUAUUUGUUUAUGUUUGUUUGCUUGUGCAAGCCGUUGUUCCAGACUGAAAAUAACCAUGUAAUUCAAUAAUACUAAACAAGAAAAACACAUUCAUAACUUGCAAUAGUCCUAAACACGUACAAUACAAAACAAACACAAUCAUU
Brassica rapa (field mustard) is the source of this 771-nucleotide messenger RNA. RefSeq lists its product as uncharacterized. The record is from RefSeq and is a predicted model, not a curated record. NCBI's taxonomy places the organism in Eukaryota, Viridiplantae, Streptophyta, Magnoliopsida, Brassicales, Brassicaceae.